Messenger RNA from Prorocentrum cordatum, 927 nucleotides. The record is from the annotation of a GenBank genome assembly. NCBI's taxonomy places the organism in Eukaryota, Dinophyceae, Prorocentrales, Prorocentraceae.
AUGGCGGCGCCUGGCUGGCGCGGCUCCGGCAGGCCCAGCGUCCGCGACGCGUCCAGGUGGUGCAUCAAGUCCCAGACCUUGGAGCAGCAGCUGCGUGCGUGCGAGAAGUCGCUCGCCGCGGCGAGGCGCUCGGGCCGCGAGAGCGUCGCGCAGAGCCUGGAGACCAAGCUGGCCGACCUGAAGCGGCGGGCCGGAGCCGCUGAUGCCGAGACGGCACCGGCUGCCGGGCGGCCCAGGGGCGAGCCAGGGACGGCCUUGCGCUCGAAGGCUGCCAGCGAGAGGGCCGCCAGGAAGUCGAAGGGGUCCGAGGUUGCCAGAGAGAGGGGUGCCAGGAAGCCGAAAAGAUCCGAGGCUGCCAGAAAGCCGAAGAGAUCCGAGGAGAUUGACGGGGACGGGUCGCGCGUGGAGCGGCCUGGCGCUGGCGACCACCAGAGCAGGCCACGAAGGCAGCGAGAUCGCGUCGCGGAGCCACGCCGCGAGGGCUCCGACGGCUCCGACUUCUUCGACGAGGCGUCCGCGGCGCCGGUGGCCCCGGCUCGCGUCGCGGAGCUCUGCCGCGAGGGCUCCGACGGCUCCGACUUCUUCGACGAGGCGUCCGCGGCGCCGGUGCCCCUCGCGCCUGCAGCGCUCACGCCCGCGACCCCCGCGGCCGCCGCAGCCGGAGCAGGCGCGCUGGACGGCCCGCGCGGCGAGCGGCCGCCGUCCAAGAGGGCGCGCCGCAGGGAGCGGCGGCUCCAGCUGCAGGCCUUCAACGCAGGACUGGCACCCUUCCUGGCGGGCGGCCCGCGCCCCCCGGGUCAGCGGCGCGAUCCCGCGCCGGGCCGCCGCCGGGACGUGGACGCGCCUCGGCGGCGGUUCGCCGAGGGGGCCGAAGCGUCGACGGCGGCCCGCGGGGGAGGACGGCUGCGUGCCCGCGCGCCGCCGUGA